AUCUAUACGUUACAGAUGCACGUUACGUUUUUUUUUUUUUUUUUUUUACAGCGAGUUAAAUGCGGGAGGCAAGCGAGCCACAGAGAGAGAGGAAGAGAGAGAGAGAGAGGGAGAGAUAGAUGGCGCGCAUGUUCAGUUCUUCCGUGCGGCUUGCCAAUCAUUCUAGCGAGUUUCCCCACUCUUUCCAUCCCUCUACAUGUGCGCCAGACACACAGAUCUGAGCGGACACUGCGGGGAAAGAAGCGAACGAUCCCACCAUGGAAUAGGAAUACUGCUGGACAAACCGGGGGGAAAAGCGCUCUCUCUCAUCUUUCUUAUUUUUUCCUUUCUUUUUUUUCCCCUGACGCCUUUUCUCUCUCCCCCCCCCCACCCCCACCCCCCCCCUCUCUCUCUCUCUCUCUCUCUCUCCCUCUCUGUCUCUCUCGCCCUCUCGCAUCUCUCCCCUGGUGUCUAUCCCGAUGUCUCUCAACAGUUUCUGAAGGGAUUGAAGAAAAGAAAAAUGAGGAUUAUUAUUUGUCUGGCACUUUCUCGGGGUGUAUUCCGCCCUUUGGGGGCUGGCGUCCGGGGGCUUUCCCCAGCUCAGUGCAGAUAGGUGGUUUGUUCAUUAGGAAUACGGAUCAGGAGUAUACAGCCUUCCGAUUAGCCAUCUUCCUUCACAAUACCAGCCCUAACGCUACGGAAGCUCCCUUUAACCUGGUCCCACACGUCGACAACAUAGAGACCGCCAACAGUUUUGCUGUCACCAAUGCAUUCUGUUCUCAGUAUUCAAGGGGGGUCUUCGCCAUCUUCGGCCUUUACGACAAGCGCUCGGUGAACACGCUGACGUCGUUCUGUGGGGCCCUGCACAUCAGCCUGGUGACGCCCAGCUUCCCCAGCGAAGGAGAGGGCCAGUUCACCCUGCAGCUCCGGCCGUCAAUCAGAGGGGCUCUGCUGUCACUGUUGGACCACUACGACUGGAGCCGAUUUGUCUUCCUCUACGACACGGACAGAGGUUAUGCAAUACUGCAGGCAAUUAUGGAAAGAGCGGGGCAAAACGGAUGGCAGGUGAGUGCUAUCUGUGUGGAGAGCUUCAAUGAGGCAGCUUACCGCCGACUCCUUGAGGACCUGGACCGACGUCAGGAGAGAAAAUAUGUUAUCGACCUGGAACCUGAAAGACUACAGAGCAUCCUGGAACAGGCUGUUAGUGUGGGGAAACAUGUAAAAGGUUACCAUUACAUCAUCGCAAACUUGGGGUUUAAGGACAUAUCUCUGGAGCGGUUCAUGCAUGGCGGGGCUAAUGUGACGGGUUUCCAGCUGGUGGACUUCAGCAGGCCUAUAGUUAUUAAACUGAUGCAGCGUUGGAACAAAUUGGACCAGAGAGAAUACCCCGGAUCUGAGAGCCCACCUAAGUACACCUCAUCCCUUACAUAUGAUGGCGUCCUUGUGAUGGCCGAGGCGUUCCGCACCCUUCGGCGUCAGAAAAUUGAUAUCAGUCGCCGUGGCAACGCUGGUGACUGCCUGGCCAAUCCAGCUGCUCCCUGGAACCAAGGAAUAGAUAUGGAACGUGCACUGAAACAGGUGCGUAUUCAGGGCCUGACUGGAAACAUCCAGUUUGAUCACUACGGCCGGAGGAUCAACUACACUAUGGACGUGUUUGAGCUGAAGAGCAACGGACCACGCAAGAUUGGCUACUGGAACGACAUUGACAAACUCGUGUUGGUCCAGAAUGAAAAUGCUCUGACCAAUGACAGCACGGCGAUGGAGAACCGCACGGUGGUCGUGACAACCAUCAUGGAGGGUCCCUAUGUGAUGCUGAAGAAGAACUGGGAAAUGUACGAAGGCAACGAACAGUUUGAGGGGUACUGCGUGGACUUGGCCUCGGAGAUCGCGAAACACAUUGGAAUCAAAUACAAGAUCUCCAUCGUACCGGAUGGGAAAUAUGGAGCCAGAGAUCCAGAGACCAAGAUAUGGAAUGGCAUGGUUGGAGAGCUCGUGUAUGGGAAAGCAGAAAUUGCCGUUGCUCCACUGACCAUCACUCUGGUGAGAGAAGAGGUGAUAGACUUCUCAAAGCCCUUCAUGUCGCUGGGAAUCUCCAUCAUGAUCAAGAAGCCCCAGAAAUCCAAACCGGGGGUUUUCUCUUUCCUGGACCCGCUGGCCUACGAGAUCUGGAUGUGCAUUGUUUUCGCUUAUAUCGGAGUCAGUGUCGUGUUGUUUUUGGUGAGUCGCUUCAGUCCGUACGAGUGGCACGCGGAGGAGCCGGAGGAGGGAACCACAGAGCUCGGCCCCACUGAUCAACCGCCCAACGAGUUUGGCAUCUUCAACUCCCUCUGGUUCUCGCUGGGAGCUUUCAUGCAACAGGGCUGCGACAUCUCGCCACGGUCUCUGUCUGGACGAAUAGUCGGAGGUGUGUGGUGGUUCUUCACCCUCAUCAUCAUCUCCUCCUACACGGCCAACCUGGCCGCUUUCCUCACGGUGGAGAGGAUGGUGUCGCCCAUAGAGAGCGCGGAGGACUUGGCCAAACAGACAGAGAUAGCCUACGGGACUCUGGACUCGGGCUCUACCAAGGAGUUCUUCCGGAGGUCCAAAAUAGCCGUGUACGAGAAAAUGUGGUCGUACAUGAAGUCUGCCGAACCAACCGUCUUCACCAAAACCACGGCGGAGGGCGUGGCGAGGGUCCGCAAGUCCAAGGGGAAGUACGCGUUCCUCCUGGAGUCCACCAUGAACGAGUACACGGAGCAGCGCAAGCCGUGUGACACCAUGAAAGUCGGGGGGAACCUUGACUAAGGAUAUGGGAUUGCUACGCCGAAAGGCUCACAGUUAAGAAAUGCGGUCAACCUGGCCGUGCUAAAGCUCAACGAGCAGGGCCUGUUGGACAAAUUGAAAAACAAGUGGUGGUAUGACAAAGGAGAAUGUGGCAGCGGGGGAGGGGAUUCCAAGGACAAGUCCUCCCAGGCUCUGAGCCUGUCCAACGUGGCCGGGGUCUUCUACAUCCUGGUGGGCGGCCUGGGCCUGGCCAUGCUGGUGGCUCUGGUCGAGUUCUGCUACAAGUCAAGGGCCGAGGCCAAGCGCAUGAAGCUGUCUUUUUCUGAAGCCAUGCGGAACAAGGCCCGUCUGUCCAUCACGGGAAGUGUCGGGGAGAACGGCCGUGUACUGACGCCAGACUGCCCCAAAGCCGUGCAUGCUGGCCACGCCUCCCUCCGACACCCUGGCCUUGCAGUGAUCUCCUCCGGGCUGCCCUGAAAACCAAAAACACCUUCUGUGCCUUAACGACACUCAAACAUACAGACUCCGACAAGGACGCAAACAGACCCACAUGCAAUUACACACAUGCCAUUUUUCUGUUGCAUAACACAAACUUGCACAGACAGAUACACACAUGAAUAUAUAUAUAAUUACAGAUUUGCAGAGUACUCAUCAUUUCACUUUCCUGCUGCCAUCGACUUCUUUUACAAGAGAUGAGUGAAAAACAACUAUAAAGUGAACAAUGGAGAAAAAAACAAUGGACAACUAAGACUAUCGCACUUGCCUGCAGCAUUCUUUGAAUUUUUUGGGGGGAGGACACCAUCCGGAAAUCAACAAACCAACAGGAAAGCCAGCACGGACUUGAACAUGAAUUUAACUAUGAGCUGUGAAUAUGACCGCAAAAUUGAUCAUGAUGAUGAUGAUGAUGAUGAUGAUAAAGAUGGUUGCAGCUGAUCGUAUAAAAAAAUAAUAAUAAUCUUCGUUGGACAGUGUUGGCUAACGUGCCGCACCCUUGACAGCGCCUUAUUAAGAUUCCAAACAUCAUCAUCAUCAUCAUCAUCAUCAUCCUCAUCAUCAUGGUCAUUGUCAUCUUAACUCGCCUGCAAAGAGUGCCAGGUACUACCACCCUUAGAAGACCACAAAACUGUAAGCUUGAACCUUCGGACUGAGCAAAUUUGCUACUUUGCCACGGAGGGUUCAAAUUGAAUGAAAUGCUUUCUUACGACGCAUAUGGGAUGAUUUCUUGCUCCAAAACCAGCGAGGUAAUCAGCCAAUGCAGGUGUGAACAGGAGCAACCUCGAAAAACAGACACGUGUGGCUGAUCUUGGCCACAGAAUUCACAGGGGUUUGUAAAUGAAAAACUAGUAGUAAUGAACUAAGUCCUUCAUCAACAGCAUCAUCAUGACGGUAGAAAUCCUAAAUAGCAAAUUGAAGAAUACCUUUUGCUCAAUGGCAAAGGCAAAGUUUAAACUGUAUAGGAUGGAAAGAAGAAAAAAAAUUGAAGGCAUGGGCGGAUCUCAAAUGGCUACCAAACAAAGUGCUUCUCAACACGGAUGCUGGGUGAAGGAAAAACGAGUGGUGGAGCAAAUGGGAAUAAUUAAUCCGAAUAACAAGCAAUAGAAAAGGUAAAUCAAAGUUCAUCAUUCGUCGACUGUUUCCCAGCAGGGGGGCGAAUGCAGCAGUUUUGUUUCGAGGUGUUGAGAACCACUGGUGUACGGUGGGUGCGCUUCGUUUCACUGCAACUAUCGGUAUCGUUUUCAAUUUCUCUUAAGCUAAUGACUCUAAUGGGAAGUUUUGUCGUCAUUUGAGAUCUUCGGUCUUUUUCAGUGGCCCGUGGAACGGUAUCGGAAUCAGAGAGCUUGCUUUUUAAAACUGUUGUAAAUAACUGCGUAGCAAAACAGAACUCACCUGUCUUUUUUAAUCAUCUUAAAUAACAAUUCAUUGCAAUAAUGAAUGAAUAUGAAAGAAAAUGCCACUUCUUGUAAUUAAGAUCAAAUCUUUUUUUAUAACUCUACAUAUUAUAUAUACGACAAAUAAAUAAAUAUAUAUAUAUCUAUACGUCUAUAGAGAGCUAUAGAAAACAUUGAUCACAGAUUGUCCGAGGCCAUGGCAUACAUUCUGUUCUAUGGCUGUUUUUUGAUAACUUGAGAAUAAUAAUAAGCCACAGUCUCUGUGUGUCCUGCUCAACACUGAAUGUCCAUCUGGCAGUAACACGGACACACACGUAGAAACGCACGCACACACGUCGUCGCAUACACAGGGUUAGCUGAGAUCACUCCAGCACCGUAAGAGGUCCGGACCGUUUUAUGUGUGUUCGUCUGUUUGUUUCACCAGUAGUUAUUCACUGAUUUUCAGUGUCUCAACACCAACCUUCAGCUGGUGGCCCUCUGAGACAUCAUGUAGGUGCCAGUAUUCAGCACUGGAGCUCUUAGGCGAGCCUCUGGAGAGGAUGGGCUACUGCGAUAAGGGAAACGAAGCUGUCCCGACAUUUGGCAGGCGUAGCAUUUGUGUUGCUUUUCCUUCCCGCCUCGAUGCUUUUUGUUAUUUGUCUUCUCAUCAGAUGUAAGUCGGCUUCAGACUGAAAGCUGAAACAAACUCAGAAGGGUUUGCACGCGUUGAGGACGUGAUUUCAUCCUGCAAUAGGAAUCUGUCAAACGGCAUAUGGCGGCCGAUGAAUUCCUUCCGGCUCUCGUGCUGGACAUUCGUUUUACAUCACAACCAAUCAAAACACUGAAAAGAGUCUAAUUGUUUUGUGAAACUCACGCACAGACCUCAACCGCAUCAGUCUGCAUGUAUUCAAGUGAAACUUAACAGACAGAAGUAGGCUGGAAAUAAUAAGGAAGGCAGUUUCCACCCCUCCUCUCAGCCCGGAGCAGCACUGCAUCAAUCCCACAUGAGAGAAGUGCUGGAAAUAGUUCGUACAGUCGAUACAUUUGUGGAGCUGAUCAAACCGUCGCCGCAGCGGGAGGCAGUGAAACUGUACAUGACACUGUUCUGUUUCUCUUUUUUCCACCUCCAGCACAUAAGUAGACGGCGAAAAGCAGACUGUACACAUUCUGGCUUGGACAUUAUUUCUUUACUUCUUUGUUUUUUGUCUUACCAUUUGGUUUCUUUUUCUAGUAAAACAUCAAUGCUGAA
This is a messenger RNA of Gasterosteus aculeatus aculeatus (three-spined stickleback), 5859 nucleotides long. It is a transcript of the gene gria4a, whose product is annotated as glutamate receptor, ionotropic, AMPA 4a. Gene Ontology annotation, biological process: monoatomic ion transport. The record is from RefSeq and is a predicted model, not a curated record. Gene Ontology annotation, molecular function: signaling receptor activity; ligand-gated monoatomic ion channel activity. Gene Ontology annotation, cellular component: membrane. Lineage: Eukaryota; Metazoa; Chordata; Actinopteri; Perciformes; Gasterosteidae.